This is a messenger RNA of Cimex lectularius (bed bug), 708 nucleotides long. RefSeq names its product zinc finger protein 16-like. NCBI's taxonomy places the organism in Eukaryota, Metazoa, Arthropoda, Insecta, Hemiptera, Cimicidae. Gene Ontology annotation, molecular function: RNA polymerase II transcription regulatory region sequence-specific DNA binding; DNA-binding transcription factor activity, RNA polymerase II-specific. Gene Ontology annotation, biological process: regulation of transcription by RNA polymerase II. Gene Ontology annotation, cellular component: nucleus. The record is from RefSeq and is a predicted model, not a curated record. The transcript has a single exon. Bases 1 to 708 code for a protein of 235 amino acids.
AUGGGCGAAGCGACAGUCAGUCAUUUCUUCACAAACAGAGGAAUCUGGGUCAAGAAAAGUGAAGGAGUCAAUUCGGCCGGCUCUUUGAUCAAAGUCGACAGGUGUGAUAUUAGAUCAAGGAGACACUAUAUUAACCGGUACUUAAGAGGUGAAAAGGAAUUUCUCAUUUACGAAUGCGGACUUUGUGGGGAUAAUUUUGUAAACACUACUCUUCUGCUUGAACACGUGAAGAGGCACAACACCCCGAAAAUUUACAAGUGUAGCAUCUGCCAGGCUGUGUUCACAAGUUUUGCAGACUAUUCUUCACACAAGGAGCUGCAUUCGAAAGAGCGCCCGUUGGUCUGCCACCAAUGCAGGAGUACUUUCAAAAGAAAGUUUCUCAUGUGCACUCACAUGAGGACGAUGUCGACAAAAUCUCUCAACGAGUGCCAUAUAUGCGGGCUGGUCUUUAAUGAAAAAGUCGAUUUAUUUUCACAUAUGGGGAGCCACAGCAAAGAAGGCCCUUUCAGGUGCCAUAUGUGCAAGAGGGAAUUCAAAAAACAUACCAACCUGGCCAAACAUCUGAUGGUCACUCAUCUGAGUAAGCUCAAAGGUCGCUGUGGAAUGUGUGAUAUGAACUUUCUGAAUUUGAACUCAUUUGUUAACCAUCUGAGUUGGAUUCAUAAUAUUAAGGUUCGAAUAACUAAGUGUACUAGCUCAGAAUUAUGA